AUGGCUGCAGAUUCUGAAGUUCAGGCAAUGGCUGGCUUGAAAUGUGAUGGGAAAUUUCCGGUGACGGAAGUAUCAAUGGAAGAAGACGAUGAAGGUUUAGCUCAAGGUGGUGGUGACAAAGUGAGGAAGAUUGAAGUCUCUGGGGGGAAUUUAUCGCUUGUUGUUGAUUUUAGUGGCUCUUUAACUGGGAUUAGUUCUGACAAUGUCUUUGAAUCUAAUGGUAGUUGUCUGAAUGAGAAUUUGGUGACAGAUUAUGGAUACAGCGAUGAUCAAUCUCAGGAGUUUCUGGUUGGGAAUCUUGUAUGGGCGAUGAAUAAAUCCAAGAAAUGGUGGCCAGGAGAAGUUGUUGAUUUCAAAGCUGAUGCAAAGGAGAGUUUCAUGGUUAGAUAUCUUGGUCAGACCCAGCUUGUUUCGUGGUGCGCGGCUUCUAAGUUGAAGCCUUUCAAGGAGAGCUUUGAGAAAGUGGUGGAUCAAAGAAACGACAUGGGCUUUCUCAUUGCGGUAGAGAAAGCGAUGUCCUUGUUGGGGAAUUCAUUGAAGCUUGAGAUGACUUGUUCUUGUAUUGCUGAAGGGAAUGGAAUAAUGUCAGCUCAAAACGGAAAACCUUGGAAGAAAAAGCCUUUGAUUCUGUGUGAAUUCUCUGUAGAUCGGUUGGAACCAAAGAAGUUUGUCACUGAGCUGAAGAAUCUUGCGAAAUGUGUCACGAAUGCUGGGGUACUUGAGAUGACAGUUAUACAGAGCCGGUUAUCGGCUUUCUAUUCUUUCAUUGGGCAUAAGAAGAUACCAAUGGAUCAACUACAUCAAAACGAGGGUAGGAAACGUUUCACUGCAAUUAUGAAACCGAGUCAGUUCAUUGGUUCUCCAUCCAUUGUUGCAGGUAGUAGCAGGUAUAGGUUUCGGAAACAAUGGUUUAGGAAAUUUGUAAGUGAGGUUGACAAUGUAUCUGUGAGAGACGACCUAACAAACACGUCUCCUUCUGAUUUGAUAUCCAAACUCAAGCUGUUUGCUGUGGACUACAACAAGUGUUCAGAAGAGACUCAAAAUAUCGGCCUCAUUGAGUGGUUCUUCUCCAAAUUCAGAAUUUCUGUGUUUCAUGAUGAAAGUGCUUACAAGAUGCAGUUGGCUAACAUGGCUGGUUUGAAGGAUUUGAUGCGAGCUAAAGAUGCAAAUAAGGGUACUGCGCAGAAAAGCUCCAAGUCGGAAAAAUUAGGGAAGUCAAAGAUCAAGCCUGUCAGUGGUUUUUCAGUUGCUGAUACCGAGCAGAAGACCUUUGAGUCGCAGAAACCAGAGAAGUCAAAGAUCAAGCUUUUCAGUGGUGUUUCAGUUGCUGAUACUGAGCAGAAGACCUCUGUGUUGAAGAAAGCAGAGAUGUCAAAUGUCGAGACACUUAAUGGUGUUUCAACUCCAGAUAAUGAGCAGAAGGCCUCCAAACCGAAUAAAUCAGGGAAGACAAGGAUCCAACAUAUCAUUGGUCACUCAGAUUUUUCUAACUCUGUUGCAAAUGAGCCGUUUGUGAAAGAUUUCCAAGAAAAAUCAUGGGUACAAUCUCCACCAGGGAGAGCUUCUGUGGCAGAUACACUCAACAGACCUGCUGCUACACUUGUACCGGACUUAAACAGCGGAGGCAAUGCUUUAGCUUCUGCAGAAUUUGACCAUGUACAAAGACCGGAGACUUUAAUUCCACCCAAGGCCCUCCCACAAGGAAAUGAGACACCAAGACCUAUGAUGGUAAACUUUCAGGUGGCAUCUCCCUGUUCAACUUAUGGAAUCUCGGGAACGGGGUUUGUUUCCAACCUGACAGCUUCGGAAAGAAACUUCACGAGCGCAGAUCUUUUUACUAAUUUCACUAGUUCCGGGAAGAAAAAGAGAGGAAGGAAGAGGAAGAAUGUAGCAGAUCUUCCAAUGGUUGCACAUAACAGUAGUGGUAUACCUGAUCUAAAUGGAAUCACUACAGAGCCAGCUUUGGUUAUGCCUCAGGUUGAGCCUACUCAGCGCAGAAGACGCCGGAAGAAAGAGGAGUCACCUAAUGGACUAACCAGAGGAAUUACAGUUCUCUUCUUGAAAUUUUCCAGUCAAGUUUCAAUGCCUUCAAGAGAUGACCUAACCUCGACAUUCUCCGCGUUUGGCCCUUUGGAUGCUUCUGAAACACACGUUUCAGAUAGUGAUGCGCAGGUUGCCUUUGUGAGUAGUGGCGACGCGAUAGAAGCAGUUAAAAGCUUAGAGAAAGCUAACCCAUUUGGUGAAACCUUAGUGAAUUUCAGGUUACAGCAGAAGCUAAUAACCGUUCAAAGGAACAUAGCCCCGCGAAUGCCAGUAAUCUCGCACGUUAGUCCAGUAGUGCAACUGAACAAUACACCAACAAGUGUGGAUUCGAUGAGGCAGAAUCUGAUGAUGAUGACAGCAAUGCUGGAGAAGUCUGGGGACAGUUUGUCAAGAGAGACGAAGGCAAAACUGAAAAGCGAGAUCACGGGUCUUCUGGAAAAGGUGAGUUCUAUGCCUAGCUCUUCUUCUUCCUGA
Molecule: messenger RNA, 2517 nt
Organism: Arabis nemorensis
Lineage: Eukaryota; Viridiplantae; Streptophyta; Magnoliopsida; Brassicales; Brassicaceae
Source: the annotation of a GenBank genome assembly